Molecule: messenger RNA, 1233 nt
Organism: Microthlaspi erraticum
Lineage: Eukaryota; Viridiplantae; Streptophyta; Magnoliopsida; Brassicales; Brassicaceae
Source: the annotation of a GenBank genome assembly
AUGCUAAAAUCUUCAUAUGUAUCCCUCACACUUAUCUUUCUCUACUGCAUUUUCUUUUCAACGCUUGCUUCGUCUUUGCCCGUUUCUGACCCUGAGCUCAUCGUCGAGGAAGUACACAGGAAAAUAAACGAGUCGAUAUCAAGAAGGAAGCUAGGGUUCUUCUCGUGUGGGACCGGUAAUCCAAUCGACGAUUGUUGGAGAUGCGACAAAAAUUGGGAGAAAAACCGGAAACAUUUAGCCGAUUGUGGAAUCGGUUUUGGCAAAAAUGCAAUAGGCGGUCGUGAUGGUGAAAUCUACGUAGUCACCGAUCCAGGAAACGACGACCCGGUCAACCCUAAACCAGGAACUCUAAGAUACGCAGUGAUUCAAGACGAACCGCUUUGGAUCAUAUUCAACCGAGACAUGACCAUUCAACUCAAAGAAGAGCUCAUAAUGAACUCUUUCAAAACCCUAGACGGACGAGGAGCCUCCGUACACAUUGCCGGUGGUCCAUGCAUAACCAUACAGUACGUGACAAACAUCAUCAUCCAUGGCUUACACAUACAUGACUGUAAGCAAGGUGGAAACACUUACGUGCGAGAUUCUCCCGAGCAUUACGGAUAUAGAACGAUAUCGGACGGUGACGGUGUGUCUAUCUUCGGUGGGAGCCACGUGUGGGUUGAUCAUUGCUCGCUCUCGAAUUGUAACGAUGGGUUGAUUGAUGCGAUCCGUGGAUCAACGGCCAUAACGAUAUCUAAUAAUUAUUUGACGCAUCACAAUAAAGUUAUGUUAUUGGGACAUAGUGACACGUAUGAACAAGACAAGAAUAUGCAAGUCACUAUCGCAUUCAACCAUUUUGGGGAAGGCCUCGUCCAGAGAAUGCCAAGGUGUCGACAUGGAUAUUUCCAUGUGGUGAACAAUGACUAUACACAUUGGGAAAUGUAUGCAAUCGGAGGAAGUGCUAAUCCUACCAUCAACUCUCAAGGCAACCGUUUUCUUGCUCCUGAUGUAUCUACUAGCAAAGAGAUAACAAAGCACGAGGAUGCGCCCGAAAGUGAAUGGAGCCAUUGGAAUUGGAGAUCGGAAGGAGAUCUAAUGCUUAACGGCGCAUUCUUUACACUUUCUGGUGCUGGACCAACUAAAUCAUCAAGCUAUUCGAAAGCCUCGAGCCUAGCCGCUAGACCGUCCUCUCAUGUUGGUGACAUGACUAUAGCCUCGGGUGCACUCAGCUGCAAAAAGGGUUCCCAUUGCUGA